Molecule: messenger RNA, 4455 nt
Organism: Hippocampus comes (tiger tail seahorse)
Lineage: Eukaryota; Metazoa; Chordata; Actinopteri; Syngnathiformes; Syngnathidae
Gene: dusp8a
Product: dual specificity phosphatase 8a
Exons: 5
Coding region: 860-2614 (584 amino acids)
Biological process (GO): negative regulation of MAPK cascade; peptidyl-tyrosine dephosphorylation
Cellular component (GO): cytoplasm
Molecular function (GO): protein tyrosine/threonine phosphatase activity; MAP kinase tyrosine/serine/threonine phosphatase activity; MAP kinase tyrosine phosphatase activity
Source: RefSeq, a predicted model, not a curated record
CGCUUAGCUGCUGAAGUACCUGUUGGCCUUUAACUGUCUCCAUUAGAGGCCAGCUCUACAGCUCGGUCCCUGAGGUGGCCGCAUAUUUGUUGACUGACUAAGGAAUGUGGUUACGUGCCUUGGACAUUAGCUAUGACGGAGCUCUGGCUCCAUAGGAGAGGGAGGGUGCAAAGAAGAGGGGCAGGCUCCAGCCUCACGCAAGUGAGCUCAUUCACCCUCCAAGCUCGAGGAGAGCGAGUGGCGGCGUCAUCCUCCGUUGCAGAGAGAUCAGAAAGAGGAGGGAGGCAGAGGGAGGAGUUUUCGCGAGUGAGUGAGCGAAUGGGAGACGCGGAGAGCGGAGCCGCAGAACAAUAGUGCGCUGCUCUUCUUGCUGUGGACUCGUUGAGAAAGAGAGAGCCCUCACUAAGACACACAGAAGCUCUCAGACCAGCUGCAGGCGGAAUACAGCUGGCACAUUUGUGCUGGAAAAGGCACCCGUUUUGCUCUUGCGCUCUCAGUGGCCGACAUUCUGAACAAAACCACAGAGUUACUAACUAUUUACCCAAGAGCAUUUCUGGGAUUUUUGCAUUCACAUAGGAUUCUGGCCACAUGUGGACUUGUUUUAGGGCAAUUUGAGGUGCAGCAACAGAGAUACUCGGACUCAUGGGUUUUUCAUUUUUCCUGCACGUGGUCCAUGACUGAGGGUCAUUCCCAAGACUCCCGAACAGCUUACACAGCUAGUGUGUACUCUGACAUCAAAUUCAGAUUGAGCAAUCUUGGAAUUUCCACCUCCAUCAGCUUUCUAAGGAGGGCAUUUUCGCUCGAGACUCUUGCAAGGGGGUGGCUCCAUCCCUGAAGAAGUCGGAUUGUGUUCUUGGGGAUGCCACUUGAUGUGGUGAUAUCCCCUGCAGAGGAUCGUUUUUGGCCGGACCCGCACGACACUGAUAUGAGGCUGAAGAUCAGGGUCCGCAGGAUGAAGGAGGGCAGGGAGCUACGAGGAGGCUUUGCUGCUUUCUCCUCCUGCUUCCCCGGCCUGUGCGAAGGCAAGCCGGCCACUGCUCUUCCUAUGAGCUUGUCCCAGCCCUGCUUGCCAGUGGCAAAUGUCGGGCCCACUCGCAUCCUGCCACACCUUUACCUGGGCUCCCAGAAAGAUGUUCUCAACAAGGAUCUGAUGGCUCAGAAUGGUAUAACGUACGUACUAAAUGCCAGCAACACCUGCCCCAAGCCAGACUUCAUCAGCGAGAGCCACUUCAUGCGCAUCCCUGUCAACGACAACUACUGUGAGAAAUUGCUUCCUUGGCUGGACAAAACAAAUGAAUUCAUCGACAAAGCCAAGGUGUCAAACUGCAGAGUCAUUGUGCAUUGCCUGGCUGGAAUCUCGCGUUCAGCGACCAUUGCCAUUGCGUACAUCAUGAAGACAAUGGGCCUGUCAUCAGAUGAUGCCUACAGGUUUGUCAAGGACCGAAGACCCUCCAUAUCCCCCAACUUUAACUUCCUGGGCCAGCUGCUGGAGUUUGAGAAAGGCUUACGACUGCUCCAAGCGUUAACUUCAAGCUCUGAUGACCAGAGCCUUGAAGACCACUCAAAGCAGACUUCUGAGCUUAACAGUGUCAACGCGUGUUUCGAGAUGAACGGUCACCAUAGUAACUAUGACUCUUCUGUGGUAGAGCCACAAACCCCACCCGAGCCCAAGGCACCGUCACCCGCAUCCCUCCAGCAAGGCUUCAACGGCUUGCACCUCUCUGCGGAGAGGAUCAUGGACACGAAUCGUCUGAAACGCUCCUUCUCCUUGGACAUUAAAUCUGUGUACUCCCCAAACAGUCCACACUCUGCUGCCAUGGCACCAACGCACUCUGAAGAUGUCCCCAAGCUGUGCAAACUGGACAGCCCCGAAACAAGCACUUCCAAUGGCAUCUGCUCUCACUCUCCCAUCCUGAACAGUCCCUGCUCUUCUGACUCCCCCUUCCCAUCACCAGGCAGCAUGGGAAGCAUCGGAGGUUUGGGGCACGGAGCAAGCGAGGGGGUCCAUCGGCCUGCUUCUUCGGCAUCCAGACCCAGAAGGAAAGCCAAGCAUAGCUCUGGCAGUUCGCCGAUCCAUUUCCAGCAACUCCCGCCACAGUCCCUCAGCCUGUCUCUUGACCAUAAGGACGAGAACUUAAAAGGUUCCCUGCUUCUGGCGCUGCCCUCGGUGCCCUCCGUGGGUUCUGGGGCCAUGUGGACCAAACACAGAGACACUGUCCAGGCCACCACACCCGUGACUCCCACCACCGAUGCCCCCUGGCCCUUCGGGGCCGAGGAGGGGGGUGAGAUGGAGCUCGGCGGCGGAGGCGACAGCAAGGGAACCGAGUCGUCCGUGAGGUUCGGGAGCAGCUCAGCCUAUGUGGCGUUCGGUUGCAGCGAAAGUGUGCGGUUACGAGACAAACCUCAGAAGGAGAAGCCUCCGAUGCUGCAGCGAGAAAAGCGGGAAGAGCGGGUGAGCAACAGCAGCUCGGCCACAGAGAAGCAGUUUAAGCGCCGCAGCUGUCAGAUGGAAUUCGAGGAGAGCAUCUCGGAGACGCGUUCCCGGGAAGAACUGGGGAAGAUUGGGAAACAGUCGAGUUUCUCCGGGAGUCUUGAGAUCAUUGAAGUGUCCUGACAGAUAAUAGACGUUCACAUCACUGGCGGCAGAAAGAGACCUCUUUAGAAGGACUGUGUCUAUAUCACAGACAGUGUUCAAGACUCCCAACUGAGAGAUAGACAGGGACAUUGUGCUGCUUACCUGACCACAACCUUCUGAACUCUCUCGAGGCAGUGACUGGCGGACUGAAGGUACUGACCUUCUACGGUCAAAGGGCCCCAGUGCCUGCGUUAUGUUGCAUCCUUCUCAUUUAGAAUAACUUUGUUUUGACAUGGAGCGUGGACUCCAACCACCUGCCUGUGGUCAAGCGUAGAGUAGUUCCGAUGGUUAUAGAAGUGGUGAUCUGAACCAAGUGCCCCGUGUUACCCCAAAGCGUCCACCACUUCGGUGUCCAAAAGCCUCAAAACUUCAUACGCUCUUGUCCAGUCCGGUGCGAUUGUAAGUUCAUCUGCAUGAGUGGUGGCCUCGGAGGGCAUGUCACCGCAGCACAAGGCACGGCACUCGGGUCCCCUGAAUGCAGCCAGAACAAUGACAGGGCCUCAGCUCACCUCAACUUCCAGCAGUGACCCAAAAGCACAGUGACGCUGGCUCCCUCACUUCCAGUGUCAGCGGCGUCAUGGCACUGAGGUUUCAGGUCACGGGCCACCCUGCCAUUGCGCCAUGUCACCACUUGUGGUCACCGCUGAGCAUGCAUCAUGAAAGGUUGGCAACGAAAGACAAAUAACUAUAUAUACAAUAUGAAUAUACUGUGUAUGUAUAGUGACUCAAAAGGACUUUUAAUUUAUUGUUCAUUCUGGUAAUGAGAUAUAAUAUAAUGUUUUGUGGAUUGAUUUCAUUUUUCUUUUGUUGAAUUAUUAUUUGCUGUAUGGUAUUUAUGAACAUGUACAAAUACAUAGAUUCAUCGGAUUCAAGCAAGCAAUAUGUGCUGUUCCUUCUUUGGGGAGAGUGACGUAUGACUUGGAAAUGCACUUUUCUGCUUUCUGGUAACCAAGUUCUUUUGUGGGACGGCGCAGAGAAAGCUAGUGACAUCGAAAAGAAACAGCAGCAGAAGUCUGUGAUCAUGGCUUUAACACAUGAGCAUUUUGUGCAUGACAUCGAGGGGAGGGGGGGGCUGCUUAACAACAACUUUCUGCAGCAUACGCACAGUUUUGGAUAAACCAAUCACCCUCUCAAAGCUAGUUCCGGUGUUUCUCACCAAAGCUGAACCGAGCUCACACACCCUACACUGUAUGCACUUAUUUCUACACAGGCAAAGCUUCAGCCCUCACAUGGACACACACGCAAUCUUUUCCUUUCCUUCUCAGGGGAUCUUUCAGUGAGCCAAGCCCAGCACAUCAGCACAAAACAUGGACAUCUCUUACAUUUAUCGCUCUUAUUUCCCCUCAGACUUUGGGUAAAACCGUGGUGCGAGAUGCUUAUUUAUUCAUCGUGUAAAACGUGUUGUCUUUUGACCCAUGACUAGCAUUUGACCUUGUGCUGCUACAACUUCUGAUAGAUUCCUUUUGUUUGCCCGAGGCUCAAUCAAGCUCCUAAAUCCUUCCUCCAUGUUGUUUUUUAAAUUGUUGUUAGCAUUAUUUAUGAUAUGUAACAAAUAUGAUGCAGGCUGUCCCGUUUGCUAAAUCUGUUGUUAUUGAAUGAUUAUUAUUACUAUUAUUGGUAUUCUUAUUAUGAUUAAGUUGUAAAUAGCAACACAUGGAAGAACACUGAUGCAUUUUUAAAGGAAAAAUCCUGACACCUAGGAUGCUUGACGCUUAAAAAAAAAACAAUAAAAAAUACCUCAGGUUAUAUUGAAAGGCUUUUCCUUCCCCUGUACAUGUUUUGUGAAAAUGAGACAAAAUACAGACAUGACAAAAUACAAA